AGCCCAGUUUCUUCCAGCCCUAAACGCUUUGCACCGUUUCUUUGGGAGCACGACAUCAUGUUGCUUUCAAUCAAACACAUUUUUCAAUUUUCCUUUCUCUUUUCUCUCUAUUCACUGCCAAACUGGAAGCACAUAUGACCGCUGAUGCAUAUACAAUUUACCUCACUUUGGAGAUUCAACUUUCCUUAUAAUCAAUUCAACCGGGGUUAGGUCAUGGCAGCCAUGAAGAUAAUUGCAAUAUGUCAGUCUGGUGGCAAGUUUGUUACCGGGAAAGAUGGUUGUCUGUCAUAUAAAGGUGGUGAUGCUCAUGCAAUCGACAUUGAUAAUCAAAUGAAGUUUGAUGAGUUCAAGGUUGAAGUGGCAGAAAUGUUUAAUGUUAGAGCUGAUAGCAUGUCUAUCAAGUAUUUCCUUCCUGGUAAUAAGAAGACCCUCAUUACAAUUUCGAAUGACAAGGAUCUACAACGAAUGAUUAAAUUUCAUGGGAGUUCUUCUACUGUUGAUAUCUAUAUACUUAUUGAAGAGGUACUUGCCCUUGAGGUGUCAAACAUGCCUGCCAGUAGGUCAAGUAGAACAACCUUGUCUGAAACAGUAGCAGCAGCACCCACACCACUCAAUGUUUGUCACACUCCUGUUGCUGAUACUGUGCUUGAUGUUGUUCGUGAUACCAAUGAAAUUUAUACAAAUAUGGACAUGGACAUUCCUCAAGAAGUUUCGCCCAGUCUCCCUAUCAAUUCCUCAAACGAUGAGAAGUAUGCCAAAGGGGCACAGCAGUGGCAGAAUACUAUAACUGGUGUGGGUCAAAGCUUCAGCAGUGUACAUGAAUUUCGAGAAUCCUUGCGUAAAUAUGCAAUUGCUCAUCAAUUUGCCUUUAAAUAUAAGAAAAAUGAUAGUCACCGUGUAACUGUUAAAUGCAAGGCAGAAGGCUGUCCUUGGAGAAUUCAUGCGUCAAGGUUGUCUACUACUCAGUUGAUAUGUAUCAAGAAAAUGAAUCCAACUCAUACUUGUGAUGGGGCUUUUGCAACAACAGGGCAUCAAGCAACUAGGAGUUGGGUGGCGAGUAUUAUAAAGGAGAAGUUGAAAGAUUUUCCGGAUUACAAGCCCAAGGACAUUGUCAAUGACAUCAAGCAGGAAUAUGGAAUUCAACUUAACUAUUUUCAGGCAUGGCGUGGGAAAGAGAUUGCUAAGGAGCAGCUUCAGGGUUCUUAUAAAGAGGCAUAUAGUCAGUUACCUUUCUUCUGUGAAAAAUUAAUGGAGGCUAAUCCUGGAAGUCUUGCCAUGUGCACUACAAAGGAGGAUUCAAGCUUUGAUCGUCUCUUUGUAUCACUUCAUGCUUUAUUGCAUGGCUUCCAACAAGGAUGCCGACCACUGAUUUUCCUUGAUAGCAUUCCACUGAGAUCAAAAUACCAAGGGACAUUAUUGGCAGCAACAGCUGCAGAUGCAGAUGAUGGUGUAUUUCCUGUUGCCUUUGCCAUUGUUGAUGAUGCUGAAUCUGACGAUAGCUGGCAUUGGUUCUUACUUCAACUCAAAUCAGUACUGUCAACAUCUUGUCCCAUAACAUUUGUAGCAGACAGAGAGAAGGGGCUGAAAACUUCAAUUGCAGAGAUAUUUGAAGGUUCAUUUCAUGCAUACUGCCUACGAUACUUUACUGAGCAACUUUUUAGAGACUUAAAAGGGCAGUUUUCUCAUGAGGUAAAGCGACUCAUGAUUGAGGAUUUAUAUGCUGCUGCUUAUGCAACCAAACCAGAAGGCUUUCAGAACUCAAUGGAGAGCAUUAAAAAGAUUUCUGAAGAGGCCUACAAUUGGAUUAUUCAAAAUGAACCCCAGAACUGGGCAAAUUCAUUUUUUCAAGGUACUAGGUAUAAUCACAUGACAUCAAACUUUGGGGAUUUGUUCUAUAGUUGGGCAGCUGAUGCAGAUGAAUUGCCGAUAACACAGAUGGUUGAUGUAAUUAGGGGUAAGAUUAUGGAGUUAAUUGUUGCCAGAAAGGCAGCAUCUGAUCAAUGGGAUACUAGGUUGAGUCCAUCUAUGGAGGAGAAGCUGAAGAAGGAAAGCCAAAGAACUCAUUCAUUUUCAGUUCUACAAUCAACCUGUAGCACCUAUGAGGUUUGCGGUGAUGUAACUGAGGUCGUUGAUAUUGACAGAUGGGAAUGUAGUUGCAAAUCCUGGCAGCUGACUGGUGUGCCAUGCUGCCAUGCCAUUGCUGUCAUUGGUGGCAUUGGCCAGAGUGUUUAUGAUUAUUGCUCCAGAUACUGUACAACUGAGAGCUACAGGUUGACUUACUCAGAGGUUGUACAUCCAAUUUCAUGUGUGGAAUUGUCUGCUUCAAAAGACUCUCAGCUUGUGGUAACAGUAACCCCUCCUCCUACCAAAAGACCACCUGGUCGGCCAGCUACAAAGCGAUUUGGAUCUCAAGAAGUAGUCAAGCGCCAUCUCCAUUGCAGCCGAUGCAAGGGACUAGGGCACAACAAGUCUACUUGCAAGGAGUAAAUAUUGUGCUGGACACCAUCCAGUUUCAGCCAAGGAUCGCUAGCACAGGGAUUUGUACAAUGCAUCUAACUGCUCCUGUGAAGGGAUUGAAAAAAAUAAAGUAGAAUUACAGUAGUUUAGUUGUAUAAUAAGCAUGGUAGCUCGAUGGUAUUUAGUAUUCUUUUGCACAUGUAUUGCUAGUUUAAAUUCAUGCUGUAAGCACUCAUCGUUGUUAUGCUUGGAAUCUUGACGAGUUCGAUUCCCUUGUCUGAAAUCUCUCCCUAGUCGGAAUAAAUGCAAUGAAUGUGUGGCAGACUAAUAAAAUUGGCGAAGGACCACUCUGCCCGAUACGUAUUUUAAGGCCACAUUACAUUUGCAUCAUGUCACAUGGGAUUCUCUAGGUUCUAGCUCGUUACAGGCAAAUAAUUGGUCUGCUUUGGUAGUUUUUCGACCAAUAAAUUGUGCUUGCACAGUUGCACUACAUUGUAAAUACAAAGUCUAUAAAGAGUAGAGACAUUGAGGACUUGUCUACUGGAUUGUUUAGAAGUUGAGUACAGUUGAAUUGUUUUUUAUUUAUUGAAUGUAAUUGAAACCAGUGCGUGUUUAAAUUAGUUCAGUCAAUUUGCUUUGAAUCAUGCAUGGUGUAGCCUUAUCUUGACUAGAAUAAUUUAAACUUUUGAAAUUAACUAGGGCCGUCUUCGUUGGCCGUGUUCAUUUUGAAGGAACGUUACUAAGCAAAUUUCAUGGAUUGUCUAAUUCCGUGUGAGGAGAAAUUAUAAACAGGUAAUAAUUUUUCCCAUGGGUGGGGCUUUUACUCUGAUGGUUGGGUGGAUCCUUGCCUCUAUUUUUCCUUUCAUCUACACUCUCGCCUCUCACUUUCCCCCUUUUGCAGUCACCAUCAUCAUCCGCUAUCUUUUUUCAAACUUUCAGUUUGUAUUUUGUUUAUAGCACCCUCUUUGUUUUCCUUUCACAUUUUCCGUUCUAACUAAUCUUGUUCAUUUGCAAUUGUAGAGAAACCACCAAAGGCACUUAGGCAACACUGGCUCCCUUAGAUUUGUUGCUUUUCAUAAGCUUUUUUACACAAUAUUACUCAGGCUUGUCGGUUGUUUUGGGUCGUUUCGAUUGA
Cajanus cajan (pigeon pea) is the source of this 3592-nucleotide messenger RNA. Lineage: Eukaryota; Viridiplantae; Streptophyta; Magnoliopsida; Fabales; Fabaceae. The record is from RefSeq and is a predicted model, not a curated record.